This is a messenger RNA of Mercurialis annua (annual mercury), 1177 nucleotides long. RefSeq lists its product as uncharacterized. Gene Ontology annotation, cellular component: Shu complex. The record is from RefSeq and is a predicted model, not a curated record. The coding region runs from base 342 to 740 and encodes 132 amino acids. The transcript has 5 exons. Gene Ontology annotation, molecular function: zinc ion binding. NCBI's taxonomy places the organism in Eukaryota, Viridiplantae, Streptophyta, Magnoliopsida, Malpighiales, Euphorbiaceae. Gene Ontology annotation, biological process: double-strand break repair via homologous recombination.
GCAAAGGGUAUUUUCUCUUUGCAAAGCAAUUUUACCGUAACCACUAUCGGAAACCAAUAUCCGUGCCAAUGGAUCAAAACCCUCCUUCUUUUUUUCCCGUACCAGUGAAGCGGGAGUCGAGAAGUUUGCUAUCGUCCGUUUAAAGUAUUUUUUUUUAUCAAAAACUAAAACAUAAUAUUAUACACACACUUUGGUUCACCUUAAUUUAAAAUUUUAUAAACCUGUAAUUUAAAUUGAUAAUUAAUUUCUAUUAAUUUAAACUAUACUUUUAAUUUGAUUUGAUCAAAUUUAAAUUUAAAUUUUUUUCACACAAGAAAAAAAUAGUUUGGAAAGCAAAAGAAAUGAGCACAACGAGUUUAGUGGCAGACUCAGUGUGGAAAACCGUCGAGUCAACUCGUUCAGUGACUGACGAUCAGCUUUCAAUCUUGCAUUUCUUGUUUGGUAAGAAUUUUGAGAGAGCGACUAGGAUUGUUGAUCAACGAGGUGUCAAGAGAAUCUCCGGCGAACCUAGUGGCCGUUCAAUUUUUCAGGUGGUCGGAGAAUCACGGAGGAAAGAGGAGUAUUUUUGUUUUCCCGAGCAUUACUGCGGCUGUUACUCAUUUUUUUAUGACAUUGUGAACAGAGCAGAACAACUAUGCUGCAAACACCAAUUAGCUGCAAGGCUUGCUGCAGCACUGGGAAUAUGCAUCAAUGUGUCCAUGUCGGAUGAGCAACUAGCACUAUUGCUAGUGAAACUCUAGUAUGCGCCGAUGGUAGAUAAAUUUCUACUUUGAAGAUGAAAAGUGCAAGCAUCAAUUAGCUGCAAGGCUUGCUGCAGCACUGAGAAUAUGUAUCAAUGUGUCGGUGUCGGAUGAGCAACUAGCGCUAUUGCUAGUAAAACUCUAGUAUGAGCCGAGCCUAUGGUAGAUAAAUAUUCUGAUUUUGAAGAUGAAAAGGUAUGUGUCAUCCAAGAAAUUAAUAUUUCAAAGUCUUAAUUCUUCUUCAUCAGUUAUUCUUGCUUGUUCUGCAUCUACCUAUUCUACUUAGUCAUUGAUGAUUAGUAAAACAUAGGUUGUGAACUAUAUUGCUCGGAAACUUUGGAGUCUUUUGUUUCGGCAACAAAUACGAGUCCGGAACUCUGAAAUUAUAAUAUUCAUAUUCUGAUCUUGUUAAAAAUAUCGUUUUUCUGUUUUCCGUU